AAUUUAAAUAUGCGAGGGAAACUUUUACAAAAUUUAUCGACCAUUAGACAAACAGUGAAAUAUACAGAGGGUCAAGGUAGACUAUAUUUUUCUUCCAGUAUGAACAAUUAUCGAAUCGAAUAUGAUUCCUUUGGCAGUAUUCAAAUACCACAAAAUCGGUUAUGGGGACCUCAAACACAACGUUCAAUAGAAAAUUUUGAUAUAGGUGUGACAGAGAAGAUGCCGCGACAAGUAAUUCACGCACUGGGUCUUACCAAACUAGCGGCAGUCCAUGUCAACAUGAAUGCUGGUAAAAUACCUAAAGAUAUAGGUGAAGCAAUAGCGCAAGCUUCCUCGGAAGUCAUGCGUGGUGAUCAUGAUGGAGAGUUUCCAUUAGUAGUUUGGCAAACUGGUUCUGGAACUCAAACGAACAUGAAUGCGAAUGAGGUUAUAGCAAAUCGUUCUUUACAAAUAUUGGGUAAAGUGUGCGGUAUGAAAAACCAAAUCCAUCCAAAUGACCACGUCAAUAUGGGACAAUCAUCAAACGAUACGUUUCCCACUGCAAUGAAUAUUUCAGCGGCGAUUGAAGUCACAAGCUUCCUUUUACCUAAUUUAAAAUAUCUGGCUUCUGCGUUUGAACAAUGUAUAGAAGCGUUUGGUUCUAUUGUGAAAAUAGGUAGAACUCAUCUGCAGGAUGCUACUCCCUUAACCUUAGGUCAGGAAUUCGGAGCGUUCGUGUGUAUGAUUGAAAAUGGAAUUCGUCGAAUUGAAUUAGCAUUACCGCAAAUAUUUACGUUAGCCCAAGGUGCUACAGCCGUUGGCACAGGUCUUAAUACGUACAACGGAUUCGCAGAAUCAUUUGCUGAACAUGUCAGUCGUCUUACUUCAUUACCUUUUCAAACCUCUCCAAAUAAAUUUGAGGCUUUGUCUAGUGUUGGAGGUAUUACAGAACUUUCCGCGGCACUAUCCACAACUGCAGCUGAUUUUUUGAAAAUCGCAAAUGAUAUUAGGCUCUUAUCGUCUGGACCUCGUUGUGGAUUGGGUGAAUUAAUACUUCCAGCAAACGAGCCAGGCUCAAGCAUUAUGCCAGGAAAAGUAAACCCAACACAAUGCGAAGCUUUAGCCAUGGUUUGUGUUGAGAUUAUUGGAAAUCAUACUGCAGUGACUGUAUCAUGUAGUCAUGGACACUUACAGUUAAACGUGUUCCGGCCAGUUAUUAUAUAUAAUGUACUUCGUUCUAUUAAAUUGUUAGGAGAUGCCGCCAAGUCUUUUGCCGAGAAAUGCAUUCGCAACAUAAAACCUAACAAAGCUGUUAUUCAAAAACACUUAGACAAUUCUCUCAUGUUAGUCACCGCCCUAACCCCUUUCCUGGGUUACGAUAAGUGCAGUAAAAUUUCCCAAUACGCUCAUGAACAUAAUCUAACUCUUGAAGAAGCCGCUGUUAAACUUGACUAUAUUACUUCAGAAAUGUUUCACUCACUUGUAAAGCCUAGCGAAAUGGUAAAGCCUAAUCACUAAAAUAGAAUUUAUUUAUUGAUUAAGAGAAUAAUCUUGAUUUUAUAACAAUGUUAAAAUUUCAGUCGUGCUUCAGUAUAUAGUUUUUUUUUGAUUCCAUGUCAAUUUAUCCCAUGAGUUCAAAAGUAUUUAUUUCUUAUAGUCUUUUGGUAUAUCAUAGCGUUACUAACAUAUAACACCAUCCCAUUUUUUUAAAAUGUUUAUAAAAAUCUUUCUAUACGAUUUGUACAAUCCUAAUCUUUAUAAUCAGUGGCGUGGCUGAUUAAAAAUUUUAAGAAAAGGAGACAUACUUUAACCUUUAAAACAUUUUUCUCAUUAAAAAGAAAUUAUUAUUUAAACACUGCUAAAGCUCUUGGCAUUGUAAUUAAUAUUUUCUUUUAUGCAUAAGAAUUCUUGAAACUUAGAGUCUGUCUUAUUAGGAGAUGUCCUUUCCAUUAUAGAAUGAAUUAAAAUUCUCCAUUUUAUCUUGAAGCGGAAUAAGAAAAUUAUUUUUUUUUUUUUUUUAACUGAUUCUAACAAUGGAGAGCUCCAGCAGUUGUUCCGAAAACCCAGAUACAUAUGACAUUAGUCUUAAUGAAGCGGAAACCUUUUUAAAAAGCUUAACCACGAUCAGGCAACCAAAUGCUUCCACUGAUGGAAAAACAACUAAUGGUGACAUGAUUCAAACUUUAGCACCAAAUACUUUACAAGGAUCUUUCGAUAUUGGUUUACCAAGCAUCACAUUAAGCAAUACAAGAGAUGAUUUUUGCAGUAAUAAAUCGUAUAAAAAACCUCGUGAUAGCAAUUUAUGUAAACGGGAAUCCGUUUGUAAAAUUUUUAAUAUAGACACGGAGGAAAUGCGUCAUUCUUUGUGUAACACAAAGCAAUAUACUCGUAACUCAUUUUCCCACUCGCAGCAUUCUAGUAUAAGGUUAUUUACAAAAAAAAUUUUCCCUUUUUUCUCUACAUCAGAAAACCAACUAGACAAACAAACAAUUGAAAAUUUAGAAGCUUACGUUUUAAAAUCCAAAAGACGAUGCGGCAAAAAAGAUAUAAGUUACAAAGGACUGUUAUGUGCUUCCUCUGAUUUUAAUAGCACUGUUACUAUUAAUAUGAGCCCUGUAACAAAAAAUUUUGAUUCAAAUCAGUUGGAUUUCUUAGGAAUAUCUAUGGUUCCAGUAAAAGAUCAAAAAAAAAAUCGCGAACAAAUUAAUAAAGAUUAUCGAAAGAAAUUUCCGUGGUUACAUUCUACUAUAACUUUAUCCAAGCUCAGAAAUUUGAAGCACGAUCUUUUUAAUUUAAUAGAUAAAGUGUCAAAUCUGGAUCCAUCUACCGUAGCUGCAGCAUGGUUUUAUUUUGAACAGCUUCUUCUUAAACGAGUGGUGCAUAAAGGAAUUCGAAAAAUCCUUGCUGCGGCUUGUUUAUUAUUAUCAUAUAAAUUUAACCAAGAUUUGUUGGAUAAUCAACUUUCUGAAUUGAUCGUGGCUGUUCAAACGUUAGACCGUCAAGAUAAUUUAAAAGCUCAAGACAUUUUUUCAAUGGAAUUUACCGUAUUCGCUCUGAUUGAAUUUAACUUACAAGUGUUUUGUUGCUUAUGUGUUUAUGUUAUUAGUUAACCCAAACACUGUUUCAGGUACCUUUUUCAAAAAUUAAAUCCCAUUUGAACGAAUAUUUAACCAGUAAAAAUAUAUCUUUAGCAGACCAAUAUGGUGUUGCUGAAACUGAAUUGUUGGCAGUGUCAAAUUUUGAGAUGUCACAUGGCAAUGCUUCACAGGCUUGUGGUAGUGACGUUGAAACGUAAAUUAACCCGUUUAAAAAAAAAAAAAUGUUACAGUGUGAAAAAAAGAUAGUUGAGUACCAUUUAUAGAACGUAACCGUUUUAGCAUGGAUUUUUUUUUAAACCUCAUUAUUCCGAUAUACAAUAGAUAUACUAAGGGAACAAUGAGUAAAACAGCAGAAUGGGGUGUUGCCGACGCGACGCAUCAGUAGGACAAACCAAAGUGUAAACGGGUGCACAAUGAGGCAUCUUUUCAAAGCUCACAUGUCGGCGUUAUAACUUAUUCUCAAAAAGAAUACUCAAUGAAACGAAGAUUUUCGCCUGAUACCGAAGCGACCCAUUAAUAGGACGAGCCGAAGGGUGAAUUGUUACAACAACAGACCUUUUCAUAGAAAACACGAUUCAGCCUCACGACC
This is a messenger RNA of Hylaeus volcanicus, 3666 nucleotides long. RefSeq names its product fumarate hydratase class II-like. Bases 10 to 1497 code for a protein of 495 amino acids. The record is from RefSeq and is a predicted model, not a curated record. The transcript is spliced from 14 exons. Gene Ontology annotation, cellular component: tricarboxylic acid cycle heteromeric enzyme complex; mitochondrion. Gene Ontology annotation, biological process: fumarate metabolic process; tricarboxylic acid cycle; malate metabolic process. Gene Ontology annotation, molecular function: fumarate hydratase activity. NCBI's taxonomy places the organism in Eukaryota, Metazoa, Arthropoda, Insecta, Hymenoptera, Colletidae.